Macaca mulatta (Rhesus monkey) is the source of this 1632-nucleotide messenger RNA. It is a transcript of the gene TRUB2, whose product is annotated as TruB pseudouridine synthase family member 2. The record is from RefSeq and is a predicted model, not a curated record. NCBI's taxonomy places the organism in Eukaryota, Metazoa, Chordata, Mammalia, Primates, Cercopithecidae. Gene Ontology annotation, biological process: pseudouridine synthesis; RNA processing. Gene Ontology annotation, molecular function: pseudouridine synthase activity; RNA binding.
AACCGAUUCUGACGGCAUUGCCAAGGCCUGUCGAGGGGAAACAUCGCUGCACGAGCAGAAAGCAUGUAGGCCAAGUAGGCGAAGGAAACGCACGCGAACUGUCUACCGUCUACGUCCACCGAUACAAGACUCUCGCCAUUUCACCUCGUCCCGGAAAGUGUCUGCAAAGGAGACGUAACCACGGUCACUCUGAGGCUCAGCGCCGGGCCCUAUUUACUUCUCCACAGCCGGUUUUCCCCGAAGACUAUAAAAUGCGAACCUCUUCCGGCUGUGGAACAUGGCGGCGCCCACGGUCUCAAUGCCAGGAAGCCUCCCGCCCCUAAACAGCGUGUUCGCUUCUUGCUGGGCCCCAUGGAAGGCAGCGAAGAGAAGGAGCUGACCCUCACAGCCACCAGUGUACCCUCUCUCGUCAACCAUCCACUGGUAUGUGGACCAGCAUUCACCCAUCUCAAGGUUGGCAUGGGACAUCGGCUGGAUGUCCGGGCUUCUGGAGUACUUGUGCUCGGCGUGGGACAUGGAUGCAGGCUCCUCACCGAUAUGUACAAUGCUCAUCUCACCAAGGAUUACACAGUGCGUGGCCUCCUUGGCAAAGCUACAGAUGACUUCUGUGAGGAUGGGAGGCUGGUAGAGAAGACAACCUAUGACCACGUGACCAGAGAGAAGCUGGACCGCAUUCUGGCCAUGAUCCAAGGCUCCCAUCAGAAGGCCCUGGUGAUGUACUCCAACCUCGACCUGAAGACCCAGGAAGCCUAUGAGAUGGCUGUGAGAGGCCUGAUCCGGCCCAUGAACAAGUCCCCAAUGCUGAUAACCGGCAUCCGAUGCCUCCACUUUGCACCUCCGGAAUUCCUCUUAGAGGUGCAGUGCAUGCAUGAGACGCAGAAAGAGCUGCGAAAGUUGGUUCAUGAAAUCGGCCUGGAGCUAAAGACCACUGCUGUCUGCUCCCAAGUGCGGCGCACGCGCGACGGCUUCUUCACGCUCGACAGCGCCCUCCUGAGGACCCAGUGGGACCUGCACAAUAUCCAGGAUGCUAUCCGGGCUGCUGCCCCCCAGGUAGCUUCAGAGCUGGAGAAGAGCUUGGGCCCGCAGCUGGACACCAAGGAGCUCCCCAGUCGGGAAUGGUCCUGGGAAUCCCAGGGCCCGAGCUUUAUCUUGGUGCCGGAGAAGGGUGCAGGGCACUGAAUGCCCAGGCAGCUGCUGGGGCAGUGAAUGGAUAAAUAGAAGAGCUGCUAUGAGCUCGACCUGAUAGCUGUGCAGAAAGUGAGAGCAGGAGCACCUUUUCUACGUGUGACACGAAACUCAAGCUGUAACAGAAAGAUCAAUGGACUUGACCCAACUGAAAAGGAAAAACUUCUGUAUGGAGGAAAAGACAGUAAACAAAUGACAGACUGAUAGAAAGUACUGGCAGGCGAGGCGUGGUGGCGGGCACUUGUAAUCCCAGCUACUCCCAAGGCGGAGGCAGGAGAAUUGCUUGAGCCCAGGAGUUUUAAGGUUGUAGUGCGCUAGACGGUGCCUGUGAAUAGCCACUGCACUCUAGUCUGGGGAACAUAUGAGAUCCCCCCAAAUCUCAAAAAAAAAAAAAAAAUUCCCAAUAAACUAUGUGCCCAUUAAAAUUAAAAAUUUUUUAAAAAUUGU